AUGGGGCGGCGGCGGCAUGGGGCGGCGGCGGCAUGGGGCGGCGGCGGCAUGGGGCGGCGGCGGCAUGGCGCGGCGGCGGCAUGGCGCGGCGGCGGCAUGGCGCGGCGGCGGCAUGGGGCGGCGGCGGCAAGGGGCGGCGGCGGCAUGGGGCGGCAAGGGGCGGCGGCUGCAAGGGGCGGCGGCGGCAUGGGGCGGCGGCGGCAAGGGGCGGCGGCUGCAAGGGGCGGCGGCGGCAAGGGGCGGCGGCGGCAUGGGGCGGCGGCGGCAAGGGGCGGCGGCUGCAAGGGGCGGCGGCGGCAUGGGGCGGCGGCGGCAAGGGGCGGCGGCUGCAAGGGGCGGCGGCGGCAAGGGGCGGCGGCGGCAUGGGGCGGCGGCGGCAAGGGGCGGCGGCUGCAAGGGGCGGCGGCGGCAUGGGGCGGCGGCGGCAAGGGGCGGCGGCGGCAAGGGGCGGCGGCGGCAUGGGGCGGCGGCGGCAUGGGGCGGCGGCGGCAUGGGGCGGCGGCGGCAUGGGGCGGCGGCGGCAUGGCGCGGCGGCGGCAUGGGGCGGCGGCAUGGGGCGGCGGCGGCAAGGGGCGGCGGCGGCAUGGGGCGGCGGCGGCAAGGGGCGGCGGCUGCAAGGGGCGGCGGCGGCAUGGGGCGGCGGCGGCAAGGGGCGGCGGCGGCAUGGAGCGGCGGCGGCAAGGGGCGGCGGCGGCAUGGGGCGGCGGCGGCAUGGUUGUCACUGUUUAG
Xiphophorus couchianus (Monterrey platyfish) is the source of this 729-nucleotide messenger RNA. Its product is annotated as spidroin-1-like. The record is from RefSeq and is a predicted model, not a curated record. The transcript has a single exon. Lineage: Eukaryota; Metazoa; Chordata; Actinopteri; Cyprinodontiformes; Poeciliidae. The coding region runs from base 1 to 729 and encodes 242 amino acids.